Messenger RNA from Phanerochaete carnosa HHB-10118-sp, 1205 nucleotides. RefSeq lists its product as uncharacterized. Gene Ontology annotation, biological process: positive regulation of mRNA splicing, via spliceosome. Gene Ontology annotation, cellular component: U12-type spliceosomal complex; nucleolus. The transcript has 5 exons. Bases 146 to 1114 code for a protein of 322 amino acids. Gene Ontology annotation, molecular function: RNA binding. NCBI's taxonomy places the organism in Eukaryota, Fungi, Basidiomycota, Agaricomycetes, Polyporales, Phanerochaetaceae. The record is from RefSeq and is a predicted model, not a curated record.
CACGGACGGGCCAACCGCCAGCAAGGCACCAAGGCGUGGAAACCGUCCUGCCCAAUCUGGGGUGUUCCGGCGCCAAGUCGCGCUUUCUCCCCGGGCAGGACGCGGCGGCCAGCUUGCAGCACCCACCUUCACCUCAAAACCAAAUAUGUCACGACCGCAAGACGAUAGGAAUCAGGAAGCAACAGUGUAUUUGGGAAACCUCGACGAGCGUUGUACAGAUGCGCUCAUCUGGGAACUCAUGCUGCAGGCAGGGCCAGUAGUGAACGUACACUUGCCAAAGGAUCGUAUCUCUAUGGCUCACCAAGGCUACGGUUUCUGUGAAUUCCUGACGGAGGAAGAUGCUGAGUAUGCUUGUAAGAUUAUGAAUCAAAUCAAGCUGUGGGGGAAGCCUAUACGUGUCAACAAGGCUUCGUCCGACAAAAAACAGCUAGACGUUGGCGCAAACCUGUUCAUCGGCAAUUUGGACGAGAACGUAGACGAACGGCUACUUUACGACACCUUCAGCGCAUUCGGAGUGAUGGCUACUACAGCUAAGAUUGCACGAGACCCGCAGAGUGGUCAGUCAAAAGGAUACGGUUUCGUAUCAUAUACAGAUUUCGAAUCCUCGGAUGCUGCUAUUGAAUCAAUGAACGGACAGUUCUUGAUGAACAAGCCUAUCACUGUGCAAUAUGCCUUCAAGAAGGAUGGCAAGGGCGAACGGCAUGGUACACCCGCGGAACGUCUCCUCGCUGCGCAGGCACGGAAAAAUAACGCACUCCCUGUCAGUGCUCGUCCCCCGCCAGCACCAAUGGGCUUCGGUGCUCCUGGCUUCCAAGGACCAUACCAAGGUCAAUUCGCCGGCGCGUUGGCUGCUCCUCCCCCGCCCCCAGGCUUCACUCCCCAGCCCAUGGCAAUGCCCAUGGGUGUGCCUCCGCCUGCAAUGCCGCCGCCGAUGGGUGCCCCGCCACCACCGAACAUGCCGGUCUUCAACCCCGCAGCCGCUGGAUUCGUGCCCCCACCCCCGCUCGGCUUCGCACCGCAAGGCAUGCCGGGCGCGCCACCACCGGGCAUGAUGUCUGGGAUGAUGCCUCCACCACCUCCGCCCGGUGGGCCACAAACUUAUAUGCAGCACUGAAAUGUAAGUUGUUGUGUAUUAGCUUUGGGAUUUGGCCGUCGUGUAUUGCUAUUUCUGGUUCAAUGCUAUUCGAGAUGUCGAAAGUCCUAUA